GAACUCGAGCUGGUUGUAAGCGUGAGGAAACAGUUGUGGCAGCAGAACCAGUGCUGGGCGCACGGGUGCACUGAUUUCAAGUGCUGUUUUGUUGGAAUUGUUCUGACUUUUACGUGGGGAGUUGAAAGAACAUGAAGUGUGAACUGAGAACUAUGUUUAGGUCAACGAUGCUGGAAUUACUUUUGUUUUCAUUGACAGCUGGGUUAUAUCGUACUGCACCGCGCGCCUCCUACAACAAUGAACUGUCUGUAUCAAAGCAACCUGCCAUGUCCGAAAUCACACUCGGGCAGCUCGGCACUACCAUGCCAAACUAUUUACCCGAGGACAGUGUGAGGUUGUCCACAAUUUCAGCGCUCUCCCCAGUUUCUACCGCGACCACGUCGGCAAACAGGAUUACAGGUAAAACCACUAAAUCUUACCGAACGCACAAGUUGACCCGAACAGCAAAGACCACCAUAAGUGAGUCCAUAUCUAAGGAUUCCUCUGUAAAAAACAAUGAUGGUACAGCCGACAUAACGCCGACAAUUUACAUAGGAAUAAUUCGAACUACAACACUAACUGCUUCAACAAUUUCUACAUCGAGGGCUCCCGAAACAAAGACAAAUUAUUUGCCCACCUCGCAACCUCCACCUGUCCCCACCACUGACAGGCAACAAACUGAGUUCCUGUGUAACUGUAGCAGCGAGGGAUCUCUGGAUGUGGACAACUGUGACCGCAGCACAGGGCAGUGUGUCUGCCUGUUGGGCUACAUGGGGCUGCAGUGUGCCGACUGCCAGGAGGCCCACUUCAACAACGGCACCACCGGCUGCAUCCCCUGUAGCUGCGACUCCUACGGUGCUCUCGGACCCCUCUGCGACAGCUCUGGGACGUGCCGGUGUAAGACAGGCGUGUACGGUGACAAGUGUGACGAGUGCCACCCGGGGUUCUUCCGCUUCAGCAGCACGGGGUGCCAGCCAUGCCAGUGCAAUAAUCAGUCCAACUUCUGCCACCCACAAUCAGGCUUCUGCUUGAACUGCCAAGGCAACACCAAAGGACCCAGCUGUGAGGAAUGCAAGUAUAAUUUCUAUCGGAGGCCCGGCGCUGCCCUGACUGAAGUCUGCGUCCCCUGCCCCUGCUCCAGCGUCACCUCUUCUGGCAGCUGCCACAUUGACCCCAGUGGACAAUCUGUGUGUGACCAGUGUAAGCCAGAGUACCAGGGGCCCCACUGUGACCAGUGCAGGGGUGGCUUCUAUAACGCGGACAGCAUCUGCCUGCCUUGCAACUGCAGCGGGAACGCCGACCCCGGGACCUCGCCCCGCAUCUGCAACCCUGAGACGGGCCACUGCCUGAGCUGUGUCAACAACACGUCGGGGAAACACUGCGAGCGCUGCGCUGAAGGCUACGUGGGUAGUGCCAUCAUCCACAGCUGCAAAGCCAUAGUCACUCCCACCCCUGAGCAGAACAGGACAACGACUGCCCCCACCACCACCACUCUGACCCUGCGCUCCACCACCACUACCCCCUCUAGUGACCACACCAUGACUUCCACCUCCAACGCCACCACCACUCAGCUGACCACCACAGCCUCCAGCACCACACCAGGUCUCCUCACCAACACCACGGCCGCCAUCUCCGAGGUGUCCUGGACCCAGUUCAAUGUCAUCGUCUUGGCGGUGAUCAUCGUGGCGGUGGUGGUGCUGAUGGGCGUGGCGGGCGGUGUCUACACCUACCGCGAGUACCGCAAUCGCAAGCUGAACGCUCCGUUUUGGACCAUCGAGCUGAAGGAGGAUAACAUCAGCAUCAGCAGCUACCAUGACAGCCUGCCCAACAUGGGGGACGUGUCGGGCUUGCUGGAGGAAGAGGCCGGCAUGGAGGUGGCGCCCAACGGCCAGCUGGCGCUUAGCAGCCCCGUCAACAUAUACAAGGCGUGAUGAUGGGCCAUGGGCGGGGCUGCUUCUUCUUCUUUGGUGUUUUAACGGUGGUGUGCAAGCCAAUGUUUAUUGGUGUUACCACCGCCCUCUUGACUAGUGUGGUAAAGACAUGACGCAUCCUCCUGGAAACCGUAUUCUGUCCCAUCUCUACCACACCCGCCCACCCCACCCCUGGUGGCCACACCCACCCAGGGACUCUGACUGGGGGAGGCAGAGAUAG
Coregonus clupeaformis (lake whitefish) is the source of this 2130-nucleotide messenger RNA. Its product is annotated as multiple epidermal growth factor-like domains protein 9. The record is from RefSeq and is a predicted model, not a curated record. Gene Ontology annotation, biological process: axon guidance. Gene Ontology annotation, cellular component: basement membrane. The transcript is spliced from 6 exons. NCBI's taxonomy places the organism in Eukaryota, Metazoa, Chordata, Actinopteri, Salmoniformes, Salmonidae. Bases 132 to 1910 code for a protein of 592 amino acids. Gene Ontology annotation, molecular function: extracellular matrix structural constituent.